This is a messenger RNA of Aspergillus pseudotamarii, 528 nucleotides long. RefSeq lists its product as uncharacterized. Lineage: Eukaryota; Fungi; Ascomycota; Eurotiomycetes; Eurotiales; Aspergillaceae. The coding region runs from base 1 to 528 and encodes 175 amino acids. The transcript has a single exon. The record is from RefSeq and is a predicted model, not a curated record.
AUGAACACCCUAACUCCCUCAACCCUCUACAUACUCCUCCAAGCCCGCUCCACACCAUCCACAUUCCACUGGUCCCUGUACACAACCAACACCCACGGCCCCCUAACCCAGGGCACGAAACACGAUCUCACAGACGAAAAAGCACCACGCCGAGUCUGGUCCUACAAUAGGGCCCCCGCCAAUCUGCUCGAGUCCCAAUCACAGCCGGUCAUCGCAGCCGUCAAGGUGGACGUUAUUGACGAUGUGGAGAUGUUGCGCGGGGCGCUGGAGGAGUGUCUGGGGAAUGUGCCGAGGACGGCGUAUUCGUCGCUGUUUCGGGAGGAGAUGAGUUGUCGGGUUUGGGUGAAGGAGGCGCUGUGGGGGCUGGAUCAGGGCGGGUUUAUUGAUCUUGGGGAUCGGGGGAAUGUAUCGGGGAUUCAGGGCGUGGAGGAGGAGGUGGUUAGGGCUGGGUUGGUGGCGAUGUGGAGGGGGGUUUUUGGGGUUUAUGAAUUGGGUAAAGAGGGUUUUGGGGUAAGAGUGGCUGCGUAG